AUGGUGAAGUUCCUGAAGCCGGGAAAGGUGGUGAUCCUGCUGCAGGGCAGGUACGCCGGGAAGAAGGCGGUGAUCGUGCUCGUGUUCGAGGAGGGCACUGGUGACCUCCCCUACGGGCACUGUCUGGUCGCCGGCCUGGCCAAAUACCUGAAGAAGGUGAUCCGCAAGGAAUCGACCAAGAAGACGGCCAAGAAGUCCCGCGUCAAGGUCUUCCUCAAGCUCGUCAACUUCACGCACCUCAUGCCUACCCGCUACACCCUCGAUGUCGACUUCAAGGAGGUGGUCUCCGGCACCCCCGACUCCCUCACCACCAAGGACAAGAAGCUCAACGCCGCCAAGUUUGCCAAGGCCAAGCUCGAGGAGAGGUUCAAUUACGGCAAGAACAUGUGGUUCUUCACGAGGCACCACAUGAUUCGACAUGAUUAA
Molecule: messenger RNA, 426 nt
Organism: Hordeum vulgare subsp. vulgare (domesticated barley)
Lineage: Eukaryota; Viridiplantae; Streptophyta; Magnoliopsida; Poales; Poaceae
Product: 60S ribosomal protein L27-2-like
Exons: 1
Coding region: 1-426 (141 amino acids)
Biological process (GO): translation
Cellular component (GO): ribosome; cytosolic large ribosomal subunit
Molecular function (GO): structural constituent of ribosome
Source: RefSeq, a predicted model, not a curated record